CCCUUUUGUUAAAAGUAAAAAAUUUCGCAAGCUUUUAGCGCCCUACCUCUGUAGCGUGUGGGCGCGCGCUUAGAUAACGCUCCCGCGUACAAGUGUCCCAUUCACGAGUCUCAUCGUGAAUCAUGCGCCAGAUAACGGGCUCUAUCAGUUUUCCAAUGUGAAGCAAUGUUUAAAACAACAAUAACAAAAAGAAUAAUUUGCAAAGCAACAGCAAAAGUCUACACAGCACACGAAUUAAUCUAAAUUGUCACACUUGCGCCAGUGAAGAAUUAUAAAGCUUAUAAAACCAACAACAACUACUAGGCGACUACUUUAUUGCACCGUUUUCUUUGUUAAAUAAUUUGAUAUUUUUUCAAACAAUUUUGAUUGCUUUUUGUGUUCAGUGAAUAGAAAAUUAACAGAAAAAUAAAUAAUUAUUUUGUUUCCAAACUUGAUUGGAUUUGAUUUUGUGUUUAAUUUUUGUGAAAAUUUUUGUUUGUUCUCUUUUAUGCGCGAAGCGGUGGACAAAUUCGAAUCCAAAUUCCAAUCCAAGCCAUCAGAUCGGCAACUGCAAGACAGAUAUAGACGUGAGCAAAACAACAACAACACUGGGCUAAAUUUGGCCAAAAUAUUUAACUGGAGCAAAAGCAAUAAAAUAAAAUACAUAUAUCUAAUUAAUAACAAUGUAAUUAAAAUUCAAGAAAAAAUGUUUGUGUAUAAUCUAACCACAUUUGUUAGUGUAAAAUUUCGUGCAAAAAAUUAUAACUGUGUUUCUGCGUGCAAGAAAAAAAUGUUUGUUCUAUAAAAGUGACCCGUCUAAAUCGACUAAGCGAUUACGAAUCCAAUCUACGACGUUUCACAAUUUAAACCCGACUAAAUAACCAACUAACUAAUUAACCUUUAACUACUGAAGUUAUUAAACAAAACAUUAAAAGCAUGACUGAGGAGAACAACAACAACAACCUAACUAAAAUCAAUCAAAACAAGACAAACAGCCAAAAACUGGACGACACUGGUGGUAGCGGCAGUGGUGGUGGCACAGGCAAUGGAAGUGAUAACUGCCCAAGUGCCGUCACCAUAAAAUUCCACACAGAUCUGGAAAUAAAGAAGAAGCUGGCACCCACUCUAACUAUCAAUUCAGACACUGAGGAGGGAUUUCUUUCCACCUUGCCGGACAGCAAUAACGGUGAGCAACUCCUGCAUAACAAAUCCACUAGCAGCAGCAGCGGCGUCACACUAACAGCAACCACAAUUGCGGACACAAUGGCCACGCCGUUGCCACCGCCGGUUUGUCUCUGCACGAAUACAGAGAGUUGUUUGACGUUGAAAAACAUUUUAGACUCUUUUAAGUCACCUCUCUCAGAGGAGCAGGCCUGGUCGCUGCUUUACCAAUUCAUGAUGCUCUAUCGGCGUAUGGCUGCUGCUGGGCAGAGGCAUAUUUUCAACGAUCUGGAAAUACCAGAUGGCAUUGAGAAUUUGAGCUUACAGCGCGACGGUGCAGUGCAUUGCUCGUGGACGGAUGAGGAGCGCAAGGAGAAGGAGCAGAAAUUACAGCGGGAAAAGGAGCUGCAAAGGCAGCAGGACAAAGCGUCGUCUUCGGAGGAGGAGGCGAAUUCAGAGCCACAAGGUGA
This is a messenger RNA of Rhagoletis pomonella (apple maggot), 1610 nucleotides long. RefSeq names its product protein spire-like. The record is from RefSeq and is a predicted model, not a curated record. Gene Ontology annotation, cellular component: cytoplasmic vesicle membrane; cell cortex. Gene Ontology annotation, biological process: intracellular transport; cleavage furrow formation; actin nucleation. Gene Ontology annotation, molecular function: actin binding. NCBI's taxonomy places the organism in Eukaryota, Metazoa, Arthropoda, Insecta, Diptera, Tephritidae.